This is a messenger RNA of Acanthaster planci (crown-of-thorns starfish), 2056 nucleotides long. RefSeq names its product adhesion G protein-coupled receptor D1-like. Gene Ontology annotation, biological process: cell surface receptor signaling pathway; G protein-coupled receptor signaling pathway. Gene Ontology annotation, cellular component: plasma membrane. Gene Ontology annotation, molecular function: G protein-coupled receptor activity. Lineage: Eukaryota; Metazoa; Echinodermata; Asteroidea; Valvatida; Acanthasteridae. The record is from RefSeq and is a predicted model, not a curated record.
CAUUUGCAUUAUCAAAAUUCUAAUUCAAACAAACAUUUCGAUCUUUUUCCAUAACUUACGUUCUCUAAGUCUUCAAAUGGCCCUCAAUGCAAUGUAAUCUUCAAUGCAGUAUUUUAGUGCUCCCCUGUGUCCAGUUUCACGUGAUUUUAGAGGUCUGUUUUUGGUCACUUUGAAGGCAUUUUUGGUGCCUCGUUUAGGUUUGUUUUGCCUUUCUUUUGCAGGAGGAAUCGGUGUCAGCAUAAUGCAAGAACAACUCAUGUGAGUCGAUCAUGCACGAAGACAAAUGAAUGUAAACGAAUUACAGGGUUUGUUGUAUGAUGGUAAGGGGCCUAUUAUUUUGGCCAAAAUUUUGACUUUCAAGAAUAUACACUAGCCAAAUAUUUUGUACGGUCAAAUACCACAAUCUUCUAAAGUAUAGCCAACCUAUAUAUUGCAAUACUUUGGGCACUGGUAUAGAGCUUGAAGUGAACAGGAGGCUAGUGCAACAAACAUCCUUAGUCCUCUUUGCAUGGGUGGGGUGAGUGUGAGCGUGUGCGUGUAGCUAGCCCUUACCACGUUACGAGUUAAGUAAAUAAGGACCAAACAGCAAGGAUAUUUGAAAUCCUCCAAACACUUUUGGUCGUCGCAAAAUUAUUGUAAUCAUGAAUGUAUGUCCCCACAGCUUCGAAAUAAUAGUAUAUAGGAAAGUUUCGCUGGCAGUGAUUCGGGGUGGAUUUGGCAGUAUAUUCUAUUAGCAAAUUUGUGUCAGGUUGUGUUUACUGUUUCUGAGGCGUGAACUGCAUGCAUUGUAUCACUCAGAGAAGCCAAUAACCCCAUUGGUUUUUCUAUUUUCGCACUGAAUUUGAGCAUUUGGCUUCACGGAAACCCUUUCUAACUUCUUUGCAGGUGUAACAUUACGAACGGAAGUCGUCAAUGGUAUACACAUGUGGAACUUGAUGCACCCAUAAAUGAGGAACUUCUUGUCAACAUCAACUGGAAAUCUAGUGAUGUGGAAGGGCUUGAGGUGAAUGUUUAUGUAAAUGGAAGUGUUUUUACAUCAAGUAUGUUUUAUUCAAAACCAUGGUCUUCAUGGUUUGGAGAAUCGCAGCUUUAUCUUGGAUGCGCAGCUGAGUACAAAUAUCCGUCAAAUAUAAUCAUUAAAGAGUUUGCAGUCUGGCAUCGGACCCUCUCAUCGGAUGAACAACUACUAAUAUUUCAUGGAUCUGACCAACCUGAAGAAGCUACAACUGACGCACCUACCACGCAGUUUUCAAGAGGAUCAACAAACUACACUUGUAACAGCAGCAAUGUUGCUACUGGAACAACUCCAAUUUCGGUCUCGCUGGAGGAUCUGUUAAAUAAGGAACUUGGCAACAUCAGCCUGGAGGAAGGUAAGGAGAUUCUAGAACAGGCACAAAGCAUCUUGGAUGGCGAAAAUCAGGUUAACCAAGCCUCACAUCUCGUAUCAUUAGUGGACAUUUACAUCACUGUUGGCAAUGUUGAUGAACUGCAGAACGCUACCUUGGAGGACUCUCUGUCAUUUGUGCAGACUGGCAUAUCAUUAGCUAAUUCUCUUCUGAGGGACAAGUACACCAGUUUCUUUAAAGAGACCAGUUGCUCUAAACCUUGCAAUGACUCGACAAGCUCCCCAGCUGGCAAAAUUGCAAAUACCACCGAGCAUCUGAUGUUGUCCCUCGCUGAUAAGAUUCUGGAAAGAGACGGAGAAUCCUUCUCUUCUAGCAGUGAUAACAUUGGUUUGUAUAACUCACGGUUCAUUGUUAUUCCUUUGAUAUUUAUGUUAGUUUCUCAUCUCAUCUGCAUUGGCUCUUUGGCAGUGUGACUGCCAUUUUGAAAGCCUUCCUUUAUCAUUGCCACUUUCACAUUCAGCAGUGUAAAUUGUGUAACCUGGACGUGGAGUUCUAGGCCGCCGCCGGUGGUGGAGUGUUAGGUCCAUUCGUAUUAGGUGAUGAGACAUCAAGGACAAGUGAGUUAACCCAAACGAGUGAAUCAGACACCAGAUAGACAAUCCAAUAUUUAUUUUAAUUGUUGAUUCAUUUGUUUCGUCUCAGGUCUUGAA